This is a messenger RNA of Diabrotica virgifera virgifera (western corn rootworm), 2490 nucleotides long. RefSeq lists its product as uncharacterized. The transcript has a single exon. NCBI's taxonomy places the organism in Eukaryota, Metazoa, Arthropoda, Insecta, Coleoptera, Chrysomelidae. The coding region runs from base 11 to 1609 and encodes 532 amino acids. The record is from RefSeq and is a predicted model, not a curated record.
CUGUCUAGCUAUGAACCCACUAUCUCAGCUAUUGAACUCCACAGAUGCAGGUUUUAGCAUCAAAAAUAACAACAAUGUGGUGGCGAAGCUUAAUCAUUUAUUGUACAUGGAUGAUUUGAAAUUAAUGGCUUCCACUCGAAACCAACUCGACGAGAUGCUAAAAACUGUAGAAACUUUUUCUAAUGAUAUUAGUAUGCACUUCGGACUAGACAAGUGCCGUAUUUUAAAUAUAGUCAGAGGAAAAGUACAGCCCGGAGGAUUCGAUAUGCAAAAUGGCCAGAACAUCGAGGCCAUGGGUGAAGAAGAUAUGUACAAAUAUCUUGGAGUAAAGCAAGCGCGGAAAAUUGACCAUAAACAAAUGAAAACAGAGAUAACUACUGAGUUUAUACGAAGGGUAAAACAGCUGCUUCGCUCACACCUUAACAGUAGAAAUUUGUUUAAGGCACUAAACACCUACGCAUGUUCCGCGCUUAGCUACUCAUUUGGUAUUGUUAAGUGGACAAAAACAGAUAUAGAAGCUCUUCAGCGAAAAGUGCGAACACACCUCACAAAGGCACAAAAACACCAUCCUAAAAGUGCAGUAGAAAGAACAACAUUACCACGGAAUCUAGGAGGAAGAGGACUUAUGGAUAUAGGUGAGCAAUUAGAUAAACAAAUUGCUAAUUUAAGAACUUAUUUUCAGAUGCAGGCUGAGACAUCUACUCUACAUCGCGCUAUCUGCGCAGUAGAUGACACAACACCGAUCAAUCUGAGGGAACCAGAAAUGCGCAUAAACCACCUUACUAAGGACGAAAAACUGCGCGCCUGGAUGGGUAAACCUCUGCACGGGCGACAUCCCAAUGAGGUCAGCCAAGACUAUGUCGACAAUAUAGCGUCGAACUACUGGUUGACAUCAGGAAAGAUGUUCCCUGAAACGGAGGGUUCAUUACUGGCCAUUCAGGAUCAGGUUAUACCAACCAGAAAUUACCUGAAAUAUAUCAUCAAAGACCCUCAGGUUCAAAACGACAGAUGCCGAUAUGGAUGUCAAGCCCGAGAAACCAUCCAACAUCUUACAGGGGGCUGCCAGGCAUUUGCUGCAACUGAAUACAAGGAACGGCAUGAUGCAGUAGCAAAAAUCCUUCAUCAAGAGAUAGCUAUCAAGCUGGGACUUCUCCAAACAGACCAUAUCCCGUAUUAUCAAUACGUCCCUGAGAGUAUGCUUGAGGAUGGCAACUACAAGCUAUACUGGGACCGCACUGUGCUCACAGACCAAACAGUGGCACAUAAUAGACCAGAUCUCGUACUAGUUAAUAAAUUAACAAGACAAACAACACUAAUUGAUGUGGCGAUACCUAACAACAAUAAUCUACGUAGUAAAUUUACUGAAAAGAUCGCCAAAUACAGAGAUCUAGAAAUUCAAAUACGAAGGCAAUGGAGAAUGCAAAGUACCCAGACGAUACCGAUUAUUAUUUCUACUACUGGAGUCAUUCCGAAGACCCUCCUCGAAAGCAUAAAAAAGCUGGGUCUGAAUGAACAUCUUUAUAAGACCAUGCAGAAAGCUGUACUACUCGCGACGGCCAGAUGCGUACGAAAAUUUCUGGGAGAUACACCUGCAUUAAAAGUCACCUAGGGCUCGAUAACACGGAAAGAGUCGCACCAGAGCUCAAUCCUUUUGAUACCGUAGGUAUCUGGGAUGAGUCAAUUUUCCCCCUUAGAGGGAGUGUGAGCCGUAUGGCUAAAUCUGAUAAUAAUAAUAAUAAUAACAAUGUCGUAAAUUUUGUACAAUAUUUUUAAUAAUUAAAGUAAAUAAAUUGUAAGUUAACUCAAAUAAAUAAUUGAUUUGAUCAACCACCCAUCGACCACUUACAUUCAGUUCCGAUUAAUCGCGGCAGGUAAAGUAAAAUUCUUCUUUCAGUACAAUAAAGUGUUACUUUACUGCCGCAAAUGAGGGCAAAUGAGUACAAUAAUAAAUGACUUUAGUGAUGGUUGGCGAUAAAGGUAUUUUAUUAUCCUUAGCUAAGCGCUUUCGACAAAAAUGUCAUCUUCUGAGCCAAUGGUUAAUGUAUAAAAAAGUACCACUACUUAGAGUUGUGCGCAUCGUGUUAAACAUUGGAUAUUAGAUGUUAAAAUUGCAUUAAAAUAUUUACAUCUGAUGUUUCAAUUGUCUGCUGUGCAACUCCGGAUGAUGAAAAAUUAAUAAAUACAUACAUGAAAAACAGCCACUUAAAUAGUGCAAACACAUAAAAUGUUGAUCAUGGUAUGGGCAUUUUACCCAACCAUUACAUUUGAAGAGGAGUAGUUGACUGACUAGUAGUUGUCAAGUAAUUGGCAAGAAAUAUAUCAUCCAAAUAGCCUUGAAAUGGGUUAAAUUGCUGUGACACUAGUUAAAAUAUGUUGACACAAAAUACUGAAUAGAUUUAAAUUUAGAUACUUAAUAUAUCCAUAUUUUUUUUAUAUAGGACUGCUUGAAGGCAAUAGGAAAGAACUUCCAUCCUGAAUGCUUUAACUGCA